Molecule: messenger RNA, 738 nt
Organism: Schistocerca piceifrons (Central American locust)
Lineage: Eukaryota; Metazoa; Arthropoda; Insecta; Orthoptera; Acrididae
Product: piggyBac transposable element-derived protein 3-like
Exons: 1
Coding region: 1-738 (245 amino acids)
Source: RefSeq, a predicted model, not a curated record
AUGUCUUUCAUGCCAGUUUCUAGCCACCUUUCUAUAAAUGAGCAAAUGAUUCCUUUCCAUGGCAAAACAUCUCUUAGACAGUAUGUCAAGAACAAGUCGAAUCCAGUUGGUCUGAAGAAUUUUGUGCUGACAACUUCUAAUGGGCUGGUACUUGGCUUUUUCAUUUACCAAGGAGCAAGCACUUGGCCUUCUGGACAACCAGAGCCAGAUCUCGGUUUGGGAGGCUCUGUGGUGAAGAAGCUAGUGGAGGGUAGGGUUCUCAGAGAGCAUGUUGUAUAUUUUGACCGAUAUUUCAGAUCAAUUACACCAUUACAAUACCUGAUGGAAAGAAAAAUAUAUGCAGUAGGAACGAUUUCAGUCAGCCAUAUUCCAUCUGCUCUCAAAUCGAAAUUCACUGCAGACAAGGAAUUGAUGGAGACAGGGAGAGGUUCCUUCGACGAGUUCAUCACAGAAGAUGGAAAAAUUUCUGUUUUGAAAUGGAUCGAUAAUCGUUCUGUAACUGUAGCAUCUACAUUCUCUGGUGCUUCUCCUACUAAUGUAGUGAAAAGAUGGGACAGAAAAGCAAAAGAGUUCAUUGAAGUACCUCAACUCAAAUGUAUGAGUAACUAUAACAAAUCAGUGGGAGGUGUGAAUCUUUGUGACAGAAUGGUUUCCUACUAUCAAAUCUCCAAAUGCACGAAGAAGUGGUCUCUAAGAGUCUUCUUCCAUUUCAUUGACAUGGCAAUUGUGCACUCGUGA